UUUGGCCAGACCAGCUGUCAUGCUAAAACAAGUUGGCAGCCCUGCACACUGUUACACAGUGCGACUGUCAAAAGCGAUAAAAAAAAGUUGUCUGCUCGGCAUUAGAAAUUUUUGUGUAGCGCUGCAAAAUAUUUUCCUGAAAAUAUGAUACGUGCACCGCUAGUGAAGGCGCUGGGCGCACUCGGCUCACCCACACACCAAAUAGCCAGCCGAGCAGUGCGCACCAGCGCCGUUGUGGCCCAAACACCGGCCAAGGCGCCUGAGAAAAUCGAAGUGUUUGUCGAUGAUAUUCCCGUCAAGGUUUUGCCCGGCACCACAGUGCUGCAGGCUGCUGCUGAAAUUGGCGUGGAAAUCCCACGUUUCUGCUAUCACGAGCGCUUGGCCGUCGCCGGCAAUUGUCGCAUGUGUCUCGUCGAGGUGGAGAAGUCGCCCAAGCCUGUCGCCGCUUGCGCUAUGCCCGUGAUGAAGGGUUGGCGUAUCAAGACCAAUUCCGACUUGACACGCAAGGCACGCGAGGGUGUUAUGGAGUUCCUGCUCAUGAAUCAUCCUCUCGAUUGCCCCAUUUGUGAUCAGGGCGGCGAAUGCGAUCUGCAGGAUCAGGCCAUGGCCUUUGGAUCAGAUCGUUCGCGUUUCACCGACAUCAACUACACGGGCAAGCGUGCUGUGGAGGAUAAGGACAUUGGACCACUGGUGAAGACCGUGAUGACACGUUGCAUUCACUGCACCCGCUGUGUACGCUUCGCAUCCGAAAUUGCUGGCGUCGAUGAUCUGGGCACCACGGGACGCGGCAAUGAUAUGCAAAUUGGCACCUAUGUGGAGAAACUGUUCCUCACCGAGCUGUCGGGCAAUGUGAUUGAUUUGUGCCCCGUCGGCGCGUUGACCAACAAACCCUACAGCUUUGUGGCACGUCCCUGGGAGAUUCGCAAAGUGAGCAGCAUCGAUGUGCUCGAUGCCGUUGGCAGCAACAUUGUGGUCAGCACACGCACCAACGAAGUGUUGCGCAUUCUGCCCCGUGAGAACGAAGACGUCAACGAGGAAUGGUUGGCUGACAAGUCGCGCUUUGCCUGCGACGGUCUGAAGCGUCAGCGUCUCAUUGCACCCAUGGUCCGCAUGCCAAAUGGUGAGCUACAGUCUGUGGAAUGGGAAGGUGCACUCAUUGCGGUGGCCAAGGCGGUGAAGAAUGCCAACGGACAGGUUGCUGGUGUUGCCGGUCAACUGGCCGAUGUGGAAGCCAUGGUGGCUCUCAAGGAUCUAGUUAAUCGUUUGGGCGGCGAGAAUCUGGUGACCGAGCAGGACUUCAUCAAGGGCAGCGGCAUCGAUGUGCGUUCCAGCUAUCUGCUCAACAGCACCAUUGCUGGUCUGGAGACAGCUGAUGCUGUGCUGCUGGUGGGCACCAAUCCACGUUAUGAGGCCCCGCUGAUCAAUACCCGUCUGCGCAAGGCCUAUGUGCACAAUGAGCUGCAGAUUGCAUCGAUUGGUCCCAACAUUGAUUUGUCAUAUCAGCAUGAGAACUUGGGUGCCGAUGCCAGCCUCAUCAAGGAUGUGUGCAGCGGUUCGCAUGCCUUCUCCAAGGUGCUGGAGGGUGCCAAGAAACCGGCCAUUAUCAUUGGCGCCGAUCUGCUGGCGCGUCCCGAUGGCGCUGCCAUUCAUGCCACCAUCUCCGAGUACUGUCAGAAGCUGAAGAAACCCGAUUGGAAUGCCUUCAAUGUGUUGCAUAACAGUGCCUCUCAGGUGGGCGCCUUCGAUGUGGGCUACCAGCCGGGUUUGCAGCGUGCGUUGCAAGGACAGCCAAAGGUGCUGUUCCUGCUGAAUGCCGAUUCUGGUAAAUUGACCCGCGAUCAGUUGCCCAAGGACUGUUUUGUUGUGUACAUUGGCUCGCAUGGUGACAAUGGUGCCUCGAUCGCUGAUGCGGUGCUACCUGGCGCUGCGUACACCGAGAAGCAGGCGAUCUAUGUGAACACAGAGGGUCGCGCACAGCAGACUUUGCCAGGCGUCUCGCCACCAGGCAUGGCACGCGAGGACUGGAAGAUAUUGCGCGCUCUGUCCGAGAUUGUGGGCAAACCACUGGCCUAUGACACACUCGAUGAGCUGCGUUCGCGUCUCGACGAUAUUGCCCCACAUUUGACGCGUCUCGGCGAGUUGGUGCCUGCAAGCAACAGCGAAGCGAGCGCACAGACAACACCCAACAAAUCCAUCAGCGGCGGUGCCAUCGAUGUGAAGCUCAAGGAGCUGCGCGACUACUUCAUGACCGAUGCCAUUUCACGCGCCUCGCCCACCAUGGCCAAGUGCAUAUCGGCGGUCAACAAGCAGCAGCGACAGAAUGAGGAGGCCAAGCAGAGCGCAGCGAUUUAAAUGCCGAAUAACGCUUCAACUCUGAUCUGAUGAUAUAACAUAAAUAUUAAAUAAUUAAUGUUGAA
Molecule: messenger RNA, 2417 nt
Organism: Drosophila sulfurigaster albostrigata
Lineage: Eukaryota; Metazoa; Arthropoda; Insecta; Diptera; Drosophilidae
Gene: ND-75
Product: NADH-ubiquinone oxidoreductase 75 kDa subunit, mitochondrial
Exons: 7
Coding region: 145-2352 (735 amino acids)
Biological process (GO): ATP synthesis coupled electron transport
Cellular component (GO): membrane
Molecular function (GO): NADH dehydrogenase (ubiquinone) activity; iron-sulfur cluster binding
Source: RefSeq, a predicted model, not a curated record